UCACUUGACCAAUUCCGCGAGAAUCUAGUCCUAUUUACAGGGUACAUGCAUUCAGCAAACUCAAUUUAUGAGAGCGUCUUUGUCAUAUAUACCAGCUUAUCAUUGAAUGAUUGUCAUGCCACAAGUUUCUUAAAUAUGGUUUUCAGAAAGUCAAUGCAUGAACAAUCUUUGUGGAUCCAAUCAUCGGACGAGUGCGAUGAGGCAACUAAUCGGUCCGAACCUAGCUAUUGGAUCGAAUGGAUCGAGCUAGAGGUCGCCGGUCGGAUGGAAGCCGAGGCUAGAAGUAUGGAUCGGACCAAGCUAGACCGGGGGAAGGCUGAAUAG
Dovyalis caffra is the source of this 324-nucleotide messenger RNA. Lineage: Eukaryota; Viridiplantae; Streptophyta; Magnoliopsida; Malpighiales; Salicaceae. The record is from the annotation of a GenBank genome assembly.